Racocetra fulgida is the source of this 1282-nucleotide messenger RNA. Lineage: Eukaryota; Fungi; Glomeromycota; Glomeromycetes; Diversisporales; Gigasporaceae. The record is from the annotation of a GenBank genome assembly.
AUGCAUUUAACGGAACUGUGUUGAAUGUAACUUUUCCUGGAAGAAAAAAUCUUAGCAUUAUUCAUGAAGUUUCCAUAAAUUCUUUAGACCUUGUGUUUAGUACAAUGGAUCAAUACACUCCACUUGCUUCAUCGUCAUUACUCACCGCUUCCUUUAGUAUUCCAUUCGGAUUUCAACUUUAUGUACAACAGAUUUCACAGGAAAUUGAAUUAUUUGAUGGUAAAACAAAGUUAGCAACACUUAGUAUUCCAUAUACUACAGCUUCUGGUGACUCUAAGUCUGGAAAUCUUACUUCAGGUUUUGCUCCAACUCAAUUUAAAGUAAUUCCGGGAUCUGAAAAAAAUUUUGAUGAUUUCGCUAAAAGAUUAACGAUGGAGGAAAGUGUCACGCUUAAAAUGAAAGGCAUAGUAAAUGUGAUGUCCAACACUUCGAUUGGUAAUGUAACAAUUGAAGGCAUAAAAUUCAAUGUUCAAACAACCCUUCGAGGAAUUCAAGGUCUUACUUCAUCGCCAACAGUAAUCAAUUCUUUAAAAGUUACCGGUGGAUCUAAUGAUCAUAUAGACAUUGAAUUAUCUGUUAGUUUAUCAAAUCCAUCGAACGUUAAAAUCAUUCUUGACAGUGAUGUCAAAUUUGAUUUGAUAUGUAAUGAAACGAGAAUUGGAAAUGUGAUAAUACCAAAUCUUGUACUUGAUCGUGGCGAAAACAACCUUACAGUUCUUGCUCAAUUUUCACCAAACGGUGAUGAGGAACAACAAGUUGGUCGGAAUUUGUUGAAUAAUUUCUUGGCAGGGAAGACAAAUAAUGUAUCGAUCAAAGGAAAUAAAAAUUCUACCCCAUUAGAACCUUUACGAAAAGCUUUUGAAACUAUAGAAUUGACAACUGUGAUGCCUGGUCUUGUGACAGAAACUCCAAUAUUAAAGAAGGCAUUUUUCUCAAUUAGAUUCAAUUCAUUGUUUGAUCGAAAAGGGAAGGCUUCAAUUGAAAUAUUUAAUCCGUUAGCCACUGUGAUAAGAUUUUUAAAAAUUGAUGCGAAUGUUACGGUGAAAGACAAUUUAAUUGGAGUAAUUGAUCAACAAUUUAACGAAACUACUCAAAUUGUGGUCCAAAGUGGUCAGAAUCUGACAACAGAUGAUAUGGAAUUGGAAUUGAAAAUUAGUGUUAAAGCUAUAAAAAGUUUAGUGGAUGCUGUACAUGGAGACUUGAAAGUUAAUGUCACAAGUAAUAUUUCAAUUAGUGUUGGAGACGAUAAUGGUGGAUUUGUUACUGAUAUCGAUUAUUGUAA